AUGGAUAAGCUGCUGCAUCCUAUUUUAUUAAGUAACUGUGAACUGAUAGCAAUAAUUAAAGAUAGACAACUAAGCAUAAUUAACUUAGAAUCGCUAACGAGAGAUGAGUUAUUAAACGUAUUUAAAAUGCAUAUAAUGCCCAAACCACAAAGGCAGCGCAAUACACAGUCACAAUCACAUUCACAAGAUUCAACAGACUCGACUAGUCUAAGUUUAGCAAAGGAAGUUAAAAGAAUCAAAUUAAAUCGUGAGCCUUACAGUCAACUGGAAUAUACUAUCAACUCGUCAAUACAACGAAUAGAAGUAAGAGAAAAUCAGAUGAAAAGAUCCAUUGAGGAAACUAUAGCUAAUAAACCCAAACGACAGAAGAUUCAAUGGCCAUAA
This is a messenger RNA of Chironomus riparius, 384 nucleotides long. The record is from the annotation of a GenBank genome assembly. NCBI's taxonomy places the organism in Eukaryota, Metazoa, Arthropoda, Insecta, Diptera, Chironomidae.